Molecule: messenger RNA, 1830 nt
Organism: Penicillium longicatenatum
Lineage: Eukaryota; Fungi; Ascomycota; Eurotiomycetes; Eurotiales; Aspergillaceae
Product: putative flavin-containing amine oxidase
Exons: 2
Coding region: 1-1830 (609 amino acids)
Molecular function (GO): oxidoreductase activity
Source: RefSeq, a predicted model, not a curated record
AUGCGAUCCCACCUCAAAAUUAUCGAUCUCUCCAACACAUCCAAAGUAUACCAUGCUCCGGCCACUAUCACAGCCCCAAAUACCAGGCUCGUUCACAUAUCUGGCCAAGCCGGUGCCACCAAAUCUGGCUAUGUACCGGCCGACUACGAAUCCCAGAUUCACCUCGCACUUCUCAACCUGCGGCGCUUGAUUAUCGCAUCUGGAGCUAAGGUCAAAGACAUUGCCAAAUUGACAGUAUAUAUUGUCAAUUAUGACCCAAGACUUCGAAAGCAUGUACGCCCAAUCCGGCGCUUCCUUGGGGGUCACAGACCCGCAAUGACAUUGGUUCCGGUCACCCAGUUAGCGGUGCCUACAUGGCUGUUUGAGGUGGAUGCGCUCAUUGCUUGUCCGCCUCUAGCCCAGUCUAUCCCCCGAGCGCUGACAAGCGGAUCUCGAACUGAGAGCUACGACGUCGUCAUCAUUGGUGCUGGCUUGGCUGGAUUGACGGCCGCCCAGGAGCUCUCUCGAGGCGGUCUAUCUUGUGUGGUCCUCGAGGCGCGCGACCGUGUCGGAGGCAAGACUUGGAGUCAGCCUAUGGCUAGCGGUCGUGGCAUUCUCGAACUUGGUGCCGGCUGGAUCAAUGAUGUCAAUCAAACGCGCAUGAUUGGUCUUGCGCGGAAGUUUGAACUGGAACUCAUUGAGCAGAACACAACUGGAGACUGCGCGAUCCAAGACCUAGAUGGUAGUAUCUCGGCUUUCGCAUAUGGUGAAAUUCCCAAGUUUGACCCGGCCUCCAUCGAAGAUGUUAUCCGAAUCCGCGAUACGGCCGAGGCAGACUGCCAGGCUGUUGAUAUCUUCAACCCCCGAGACACACGUCUUGACAGCAUGACAUUUGAAGCUUAUCUACGAUCCAAGAAUGCGUCUGACAAGGCACUCUGGACCGCAACGGUCUGGACUCGAGCGAUGCUAGGUGUUGAUCCCCGUGAUCUUUCGGCCCUCUUCUUCCUCAACUACUGCAAGUCUGGUGGUGGUCUGCUGCAGAUGCGAUCAGACCGCAAAGGAGGCGGUCAGCAUCUGCGCAUUCGACAGGGAACGCAAUCAUUCUCCAAGAAGCUAGCAGAAACUCUUGUGCCAAACACUGUUCGACUCAAUACUGCGGUCAAGCAUAUUCGCCAAGAGAGUCCUGUUGUCGACGUCAUCGCUGAAAAUGGCAGUGUAUACCGUGCACGCAAAGUUAUAACGACUGUCCCCAGCCCUGUUCUAAAGACAAUUUCCUUUGAACCUGCCCUUCAUCCCCUCAAGCUUGCUUGGUCGGAGUCUGCAAGCUAUGGCUACUAUAGCAAAGCUAUGAUGGUAUUCAAAGCCCCUUUUUGGAUACCUAAAGGCUUCUGUGGUCUUGCGCAGUCAUUCACUGGUCCUGCGGCGGUUGUUCGCGAUUCAUGCAGUCCAGCUGAUGAGGAAUAUGCCCUCACAUGCUUCAUGUGUGGUCCCCCAGCCCAAGAAUGGGCUGCCCUUCCUCAGCCGGAGCGCCAGGAGAAACUUCUUGCUCAACUGGGUGCACUUUUUGAAGCUGAGGACACCAUUAAGCAGGACUUUGUGGAGAUGGUUAUGUACGAGUGGAGCAAUGAUGAGCUGGCCGGCUAUGGCUGUCCAUGUGCUCAUCUGACCCCUGGCGUUCUGGAGUCGCUCGGUCCCAACGCACUCCGUGAGCCAACGGGUGACUUGCAUUUCGCUGGCACUGAGACUGCUGGUGAAUGGAAGGGCUAUAUGGAAGGUGCUGUUCGUAGUGGCGAAAGGGUUGCCAAGGAGGUUGUCGAUGACUUGAAGUUGAGCUUGUCAGCACGGCUAUAG